CCAGACUGCUUCGCUCUGUUAAGCUGCUUUAUCACUUGUUGCGCCGCUGUUAACAAGUCAUCCACAGGUUUUCAUCGAAUCGCGUUGGGAAUUUACCCAAAAGCGAUUUUCGUUUCGCUGCAACAGGUUACCAGCGCCGCCAACCCCUCAUCCAACGGGCACUCUUGCAUCCGGAGCCGCAUGAAUCAGUCGCAACCGGUUGAACCGCCCGCCCAUAAGUGAAAGAUGAGUGGCGUCCAGACCGCCGAAGCCGAGGCGCAGGCCCAAAACCAAGCGAAUGGCAACAGGACCAGGUCGCGUUCCCACUUGGACAACACAAUGGCCAUCCGACUGCUGCCGUUGCCCGUGCGAGCCCAGCUAUGUGCCCACUUGGAUGCCCUAGACGUAUGGCAACAGCUGGCCACGGCCGUAAAACUCUAUCCCGACCAGGUGGAGCAGAUAAGCAGCCAGAAGCAGCGUGGCCGCUCAGCCUCCAAUGAGUUCCUCAACAUUUGGGGCGGUCAGUACAAUCACACGGUGCAAACAUUGUUUGCUUUGUUCAAAAAAUUGAAGCUUCAUAACGCCAUGCGUCUGAUCAAAGAUUACGUUAGCGAGGAUCUGCACAAGUACAUACCGAGGAGCGUGCCCACCAUCAGCGAGCUGCGCGCUGCUCCCGAUUCCAGUGCCAAAGUAAACAACGGCCCGCCGUUUCCCUCCUCCUCGGGCGUCAGCAACUCAAACAACAAUCGCACCAGCACAACGGCAACGGAGGAGAUACCCAGCCUGGAGUCCCUGGGCAAUAUACACAUUAGCACCGUACAGCGGGCAGCCGAAUCCUUGCUGGAGAUCGAUUAUGCGGAGCUAGAAAACGCCACGGACGGCUGGAGUCCGGAUAAUCGACUGGGACAGGGCGGAUUCGGAGACGUGUACCGCGGCAAAUGGAAGCAACUGGACGUGGCCAUCAAGGUGAUGAACUACCGCAGUCCCAACAUCGACCAGAAAAUGGUGGAGCUGCAGCAGAGCUACAACGAACUCAAGUAUUUAAACAGCAUCCGGCACGACAAUAUCCUGGCCCUCUACGGAUACAGCAUCAAAGGUGGUAAGCCGUGCCUCGUCUACCAGCUGAUGAAGGGCGGCUCCCUGGAGGCUCGUUUACGAGCGCAUAAGGCACAAAACCCACUACCAGCACUCACCUGGCAGCAGCGGUUUAGCAUCAGCCUCGGCACGGCUAGAGGCAUCUACUUUCUGCACACGGCGCGAGGCACACCGCUGAUUCAUGGAGAUAUUAAGCCGGCCAACAUCCUGCUGGACCAAUGUCUGCAGCCAAAAAUCGGAGACUUCGGUCUGGUGCGCGAGGGUCCCAAGUCCUUGGACGCUGUGGUGGAAGUGAAUAAAGUUUUCGGCACUAAGAUCUACCUGCCACCGGAGUUCCGCAACUUCAGACAACUCAGCACGGGCGUGGACGUCUACAGCUUCGGCAUUGUGCUGUUGGAGGUGUUCACGGGUCGUCAGGUGACGGAUCGCGUGCCGGAAAACGAGACGAAGAAGAAUUUGCUGGACUACGUUAAGCAGCAGUGGCGGCAAAACCGGAUGGAGCUGCUAGAGAAGCACUUAGCAGCACCGAUGGGCAAGGAGCUGGACAUGUGCAUGUGCGCCAUCGAGGCGGGCUUGCACUGUACUGCCCUGGAUCCGCAGGAUCGCCCAUCCAUGAACGCGGUGCUCAAGCGUUUCGAACCGUUUGUUACCGACUAGAUGGGCCUUAUUAUGUUACCAUUUUAUUGACGAACUUGAAAAGCUCGAAGGACCAUUUGUAAACCAUUUCCACAUUUUGUGAUCAAUCGCAAUAUAUAUUUUUAACUUUAACAUUCCAACGAAAAUUUCCCUAAAGACUUAUUGUUAUGCUUAAAUUGUAAAUGCUUACCCUAUUGUUUAUUAAAUAUUUUUGUACACUU
Molecule: messenger RNA, 1931 nt
Organism: Drosophila melanogaster (fruit fly)
Lineage: Eukaryota; Metazoa; Arthropoda; Insecta; Diptera; Drosophilidae
Gene: pll
Product: pelle
Exons: 3
Coding region: 226-1731 (501 amino acids)
Biological process (GO): post-embryonic development; positive regulation of defense response; signal transduction
Cellular component (GO): cytoplasm; plasma membrane
Molecular function (GO): transferase activity; ATP binding; protein serine kinase activity
Source: RefSeq, marked reviewed